GCUUAAUCGUGUUGAAGUCGAGUGCUCGGGGUGGUUUCUCUUACACGGUCUAGAUCUGGCUUAGCGUAGCCUGGCAACGGUUAUCCUUCGGUGUUCGAGGAAGGAACCCACUUUUGUUCAAUCCUCCCACCUUGCAGCCUCACUUCCAUUAGCAAUCACCUUCACUAACAUCACAACAUGGCCACUGAUGGGCGACACGCGCAGCCCAAAUCCAUCUUGCGCGGGCACAAGGCCCAAGUUCACGCUGCAGCCUUCGUGCGAGGAAACGACCGGCUCUUGACGGGCGAUGCAGACGGUUUUGUUGUCGCCUGGGAUCUCACUGUCAUGCGCCCGAGAGCGGUAUGGCAGGCCCACGGUAGCGCCAUAUUAGGAAUCGCUGGUUGGGGCGACGACCACCUAAUCACUCAUGGAAGAGACAACAAACUCAUCGUGUGGAAAUUUACCGGAGAGGAAGAGAGUGGCCUCAGUAAGAAGUUGCCCUUGGACCCAACAUCCGAGACGCGUCCCCAACCAUGGAUGUUGUACAUGCUCGAGGUCAACACCAUGAACUUUUGUUCAUUCUCCCAUUGCCCCGUCUCUCCGGGGUCGGGUGCUGCAUCAUCCGAAAUCCUAGUUGCAGUGCCCAACACCCUAGCAUCCGAAGCUAUCGACAUCUUCCACCUGCCUUCGCAAGCCCGGCAACACACGGUUAAGCUGGGCGAGAAGGACGGGAUGGUGAUGGCCCUCUCUCUCUUUCACCAGGGCCAGACCUUGACGCUCGUCGCCGGCUACGAGAACGGCGCGGCCACGGUAGCGCAGCUCAGCGACCGCGGCAACUGGACCGUCCGGUACCAAGCAAAGAGCCACUCCCAGCCGAUCCUCUCACUCGACGUGUCUCCCAACAGGGACUUCUUUCUCACCUCGAGCGCCGACGCCAUCAUCGCCAAGCACCCUCUCCCCUCAGCCUCACCAGCAACCAACCCCCCCCAACCAAACACCACCCCCAACAUCCCACCGCCAGUAGGAGAAACAGGAGGAGACAACCCACCAAAAUCCCUCCUCACCGCCGCCCUCUCCACCACCACCACCACCACCAACCCCCAACCCAGCCCCCCAUCCGCAACCCCCACAACCACAACCAACGACACCCACCCCGCCGAACCCACACAAACACAAACCCAAACCACCCCCCUCAAAAUAAACAACACCCGCCACGCCGGCCAGCAAUCCCUGCGCAUCCGCUCCGACGGCCGCGUCUUCGCCACCGCGGGCUGGGACGCCCGCGUGCGCGUGUACUCGGCGCGGACGCUCGCCGAGGUGGCCGUGCUGAAGUGGCAUUCGGUCGGAUGCUACGCUGCGGCGUUUGCGGCGGUGGGCGGGGGUGCGGUAGCGGCGAAGGAGGAGGGGUCCCCGGUUUCACCAGGGGAGGGAGAGGUGUUGGGUGAAAGAGGAGGGGAGGAGGAGGAGGGGGUGGAAGGGGGCGGUGGUGGUGAGGGGUUACAGCAAGGGAGUAAGGAGGUGGUGGUGGUUCCCAAGCUGGUCGACGUCACGGUGCGGGAGAAGAGGGAGCGGCAGGCGAGGGAGGGGCAUUGGUUGGCUGCGGGGAGCAAGGAUGGCAAGGUUAGCUUGUGGGAUGUGUUUUAGACGCCGAGGGCAGGCGAGAGACCACCACAAGCCGUGGGUGUAUGGAGCCAUGGCUGUAUAGAACCUUGAGUUAUCAAGAGGGAAUGCUCUAAAUUCACCCCUCUGUGUCCGCCUCUAACUCGCUCCCCUUCUAUCAUGGACACUAAUACAUUAGACUACAAUAUACAACACAACACACCCAUGGUAUCCCAGCCAAUGACGAACUCCUCCCACCAAAAACACAUACAUCACACCCGCCCCUGGCACCCCCCAAAACAGCCCUACAAAUGCGCCCUCCCCUCCAGCUUCCGUUUCCUCUCCUGCUCCCUCACACUCCGACUCA
This is a messenger RNA of Chaetomium fimeti, 1945 nucleotides long. Its product is annotated as WD40-repeat-containing domain protein. The record is from RefSeq and is a predicted model, not a curated record. The coding region runs from base 178 to 1623 and encodes 481 amino acids. NCBI's taxonomy places the organism in Eukaryota, Fungi, Ascomycota, Sordariomycetes, Sordariales, Chaetomiaceae. The transcript has 3 exons. Gene Ontology annotation, molecular function: protein binding.